Messenger RNA from Hymenoscyphus albidus, 2305 nucleotides. Lineage: Eukaryota; Fungi; Ascomycota; Leotiomycetes; Helotiales; Helotiaceae. The record is from the annotation of a GenBank genome assembly.
AUGACAUGCCCAGACCCUGGGCCGGACGAUCUUGCUUAUCCAGUCUGUGAGCAAGUUCGUGAUCUCCUCAUCACACAGCAGAAGUUACCACGGUCGCACCAUUUUCCUCGAGGGCCAAUCCCAUAUUACCCAUACAAUGAUAUAAUUCGUGCACUCAGUGAGAAGUCACAUGUGGAUAUGAAAGGAAGAGAGAUAUCCCGAGGAGAGAGUGUCUUUAUCUGUAAAUGUUUAAGGUGUCAGAAACAGGGGGGACGUCAAGGCGGCAUAGACAAUCGCUCGAGUCGCUGGGACGAUAACGACCUUCUGGGAAACCUUGCGACCACUUAUGCACUGCUUAUAGUUCUUCGAUGUCCUGGUCUAAUAUCCGCUUUCCGUCGACGUGGCUAUUCUCUCGAGGGGGGCUAUUUGUCAAAAGAGCAGCUACUCUUUCUGAAUGAAUCUGAUGUAUUAACUGCAAUCCAAGCAAGCAACAUCCGAAAUGAGAUCUUGAGCAUUCAAUACCAGUUCCGAGUGUCAAAGUUCGCCAAAAUAAACGAAGUUUUUGAUCUCGAUGAAAAAGAAACUCUUCCAAUCUAUGAGGACCAGGAUGCGGCCGGUGAGGGCAACUUUGGCGAAGUCUACCCCUUCUACAUCCCUACAGAGUACAUUGGCGAGAAUCCGAGAAAACUAGAGGUCAGCUCUUAUGCAAUAAUAUUUGACAUCCGUUAAGCUGACUACUUGUUUCAAAUAGACGAACAAAUUUGCUAGAAAAAUAUAUAAACGGCUUCCGACCGAAAGCAAGAAAGAUGCCAAAGAGUUUGUCAUUCAACAAUUGGAAUCAAACACUUACCAACAUCCCAAUUUAAUGGAAGCUCUAGCAGCUUUCGAGCAUGGCAGGGAUUUUUUUUUUAUCCUCUUUGAGUUUGCCCCGAGCACACUCUACAAGUUUUUGAUCGGUGACGGACCAGUUUUCAGACCACAAGAACUGUGGAAACAAGUUGCGGGCCUAUCAAGUGGCCUCGCUCAUCUGCAUUCCAAGGGUGUCAUUCAUCGCGACCUCAAACCGGCAAAUAUUUUGAUUCUCAAGGGAGUCAUGAAGAUCGCAGAUUUUGGUUUUGCAAGUUACAAUAAACCAUGGCUAUUACCAACGGAUGAGAGCCCAACCGGAAGCCUUAUACCUGAAGGGAUUAACCAUUAUUCUCCACCACCAAGCGAUAAAGCCUGCGAGAAGUAUGAUGUGUACUCUUUGGGGGCCAUAAUGUCGGAGAUCGCAUCUUUCGAUAUCGGGAACCAUUCCAGACUGGCAGGAUACAGACAAAGCAGGUUGGAUGAUGCGGGAGAGAAACACACCCCCUCGCGAAGGUUUUACUACCAGGAGGGGUAUGGGGUGAAAUUAUCCGUCCACGAGGAGCAUUCAAGUCUGGUUAAAACAAUACAGGAUGAGAGUAGAGAUCCACAGAGGCUUUUGCAUCCGUGGCGGGAAUUCUUCUACCACGAACGCUUUUUCCACAUGAUAAGUACCUUACUUCACCCAUCCAAAGUAGUCAGGCCAACGGCUGCGGAAGUAGUCGACAUGCUGAGCGAACAUUCAAAACGAGCCGACAUGGAUACUUCGCAGAACAAAAAUGAUAGGAACGAGCAUCAUUUAGUCAACGAUUGGCUAGAGUCAUUGGUGGAUAACCCUCCUGGAUUGGCAGAACUGGGAAACAGAUUGUAAGCCAUGCAAUCUCUAUAUAACCUUAUUCUGCAAAGACGAGAACUGAUUCGACUUGACAGCAUUGCUAGUUUUGAAGGAACCAAAAGAUGUGGGCUUUGGCUUUAUCCUAGCACGGACGAGAUCAAGAUGUUGCGUUUUCAAUAUUCUCUCGACAAAAGCGGUCCACAUCUUGUGAAAGACUCGGAAAGAUAUGGUAUGUUCCUAGCCUAGGAUUUGAUUGAUUUGUGCUCACGAUAAAAACAGUUGACCGCAAGCAAAAGAAACCUUACACAGGAAUCAAGCCAGCUUAUAUUGAGAAUCCAUAUGGCAACUCAGUGUGCUUAAUGAACCAAAAAGAGCCUUUGAUCUACGCUUUUCGUCGCCUAUCCGGUCAGUACCUUUUUACUCAUCCUUGCUAUUCAUCAUUUUCCUCUAACUAGAUAUAGACACUUUACGCUUUCAAGGUAUCAUGACUGGCGAAACUGUCUACAAGUAGUGGGUUACAAGCUCAUAAUAGUCCACUAAUUCGAUCCGCCUGACCACCUUUCUAGUAUGAGCUUUCAGCUUACUGAUUUCUCCCUGAGGAAGUAUCGCAAAUCGACUUCUUCAACCUCCAUACCGUUCCUUUCU